AUGAAUGAGGGUUCGAAUAUCAAUGGUGAGAUGGAGGAGGAGGAUAUGGAGCAGUCCGAAGCAGGAAGCGGUGAUUCCCCAUAUCAAGCGCAUGGGAGCCACGCAGAUGGUAUAAAUCCGCCCCAAGAAGCCGCUCUCGACACAGUACCUGAUACGAGCGACGAGACGAACGAACGAGAAGAAAGCCUCCCAGAGAACGCGGCAGCAAACCACUCGCCUCCCAAAAGCCCGAGAUCCUUCACCUUCAAAGUCGGCACGAAGAGACCACUCGACGAGACAUCUCCAACUGCAACCGAGUACAGUUCGCCAUACCGCAGGAGAUUGCCGAGCAAGCGAGACUACAGUUCGGACGAUUCUGAUACCGAGGCCAGCAAGCUCCUUCUUCGGGACCUACUUCCUCACGAGAUCAAGUUGGCGCACAUUCUGUACCGUCGAUACGUCGUCUCGAGGUUUCUGCCGGCUGCUGUGGCUCUCAAAUACUGGAUUCACCAAUGGAAAGAGGCCCAUCAGGAAAGGGAAGCAGAAUGGCAAGAGCUUCUGGAGUUGCACGAGACUCCGCGUCAGAGAAGGGAGAGGCUUCGGGUGACGGCAUUCCACGAAUCGGCCCCCACGCGAAAGGCAGCGGCCGAAUAUCUGAAGAAAGCUCGAGAAGACCUCAGAAUAAGGACAGAAGUCGAGAAGAGUAUCAGAAGCAGUAUAGAAUCCGAGGAGAGUGUUCAGGACCUGACAGAAGGCACAAAUGGAUGGGUAGCAAUCAGUCUCCGUCCCCGGGGUCUAUAG
Drepanopeziza brunnea f. sp. 'multigermtubi' MB_m1 is the source of this 780-nucleotide messenger RNA. RefSeq lists its product as uncharacterized. The record is from RefSeq and is a predicted model, not a curated record. Lineage: Eukaryota; Fungi; Ascomycota; Leotiomycetes; Helotiales; Drepanopezizaceae.